CCCAGCAGCAGCAGCGCUCUGACCGUCGGCUGCCCCCACCGAGCGCGCCUCCCUCGCCGCCGCCGUCGCCAUGAGCUUCCCGCGGCCCCUGCGCCGGUCCGUGAGCCUGAGCCCAGGGCGGACCCUGAGGCUGGUGGUGCUGGGACAGGGCGCCGUGGGCAAAACAGCUUUGACAGUGAGAUUCAUCACCAAGCGAUUUAUCGGCGAUUAUGAUCCUACUCUAGAGAUGAUUUACAGGCACACUGCUGUCAUCGAUGGAGAGAUGGUGCACUUUGAAAUCCUUGACACAGCAGGACAGGAGGAAGAUUCCCUACAAAUUGAAGAGAAGAUUAAGUGGGGAGAUGGCUUUGCGGUGGUUUAUUCUGUCACUGACAGGUGCAGCUUCGACGAGGUCAUGAGGCUCUGCUUCCUCAUCAACCACAUCCAUUCCAGCCCAAAGCGAAGCAGCGGGAGCGGAGAGCCACCGGUGGUGAUUGUGGGGAACAAGAAGGACCUGCAGUUUGACCGAAUGGUGUCCUCUGAGGACGGGGAGAACCUGUCCAAGGCCCUGAAGCACCCAUUCUACGAGAUCUCUACCAGGGACAGCUAUGAGGAGACUGUGACAGUUUUCAACACCUUGUACAAUGAGCUGAUGAAGCAGGGCCAUUUCUCCCCGGGGUCCUUCAAGAGGCGAGCUGUCUCUAAACUGAUGGAGAAGAUCCCCAAGAUCCACGCCAAUUCAACCCUGGCCUCAGGUGGCAGGAGUCUGAGCUUCAACUCGUUCAGAGAUUACAUCCCAGAGUGAACUUUUGCAUUGGCUGUGGUGCAGUGAUGAACAAUGCAUGCAGGGGCCAGCUGGAGUUGGCAAGAGAGAGGCUGCAGAGCUGGUAACACAGCAAGGCAAGAGACCUGUACAGUGUUAGGAAAGGGGGUCCUCUUUCUAACCACCUUGAGCUAGGAAGGCCAGAGGAUGACCCUAGGUUGAUUAGAGUAGGGGAUGUAGCCAUACAUAAAAACAGCCCUACUGGAUCAGAGCAGGGGUCCACCUGGUUUAGCAUCUUGCUUCCCCAAGUGGCCAGCCAGAUACUUCUGGGAAGCCCACCAGCAGAGUGUGAAAGCAAGAGCCUUCCCCAGCUGUUGCCCCUGAGCAAUUGGUAUUCAGAGGGAAGUUGUUUCUGUCCCUAGAGGUUCCAUUCAUCUAUCAUGGCCCAUAGCUCUUGAUAGCCCCUGUCCUUCCAUGUUUUUCUUUUCUCCAGUUUUCAAGCCACCUAGGCUGGUAGCCAUCACUGCAUCUUGUGGCAGUGAGUUCCAUCCUUAAGGCUGACAUUCUGCAUUUUUCUCCUUUAGAGAUUAGUCUUUUAAUUUCUGGGUGGAGGGCACCUGUGAUAAGUCAUUUGGUUAGGUGGCCUUUAUCCCCCCUUUUGGGGCCUGCCAAAACCUAGGAAAACUGGUUGCCCUUGCAGGACAGAACUUGGACGCUGAGCUCAAGAGCAGCUCAGCCCUGUUGAGUAUCUCUUGUAAGGGGUGGUGUCUCCAAACAGUGAUUUUAAAAGCUGAUUUAAAGUUUCCUCUCAUCUGUCUGGUUAUUGCUGGCAUGUUGCUGGUCCCUCCUCUCGAUCAGCACAACAUUCACCACUUUCUGCACCUCACCUUCCAUACCGGCUUGAGCCCACUGGCUCCACCAGCUUUCGACACAGUGCAGUCUUACUUAUCCAGUGGUACUCGAGCACGCUGAAAUGUUGCCUGGAUUAUAGAUUUGAGUAGAGAGGGAAGAAAUGGGAGUGCUGUUUACACUGGGCUACACAGCGACAUGAGACUUCAUGGCAAGAGGAAGGCAAUGAAUGCGAAGAAUCGGGGAGUUCACAGAACCAUAGCGCUUUAGCGACCAGUAGCCCAUUAAGGGUGCAACCCUAUGCAUGUUUAGACAACAAAACAUCCUACAACUCCCAGCAUGCUCCAGCCAGCUAUGCUAGUUGUUGUAGGACAUCUUGCUGUCUAAACAUGCAUAGGGUUGCUCCCCAAGACUAUUACCCUGCCAUAAGGCAACUCCCCACAUCCAACCUGCAGAUCCAGCUAUGUAAUUUGCAUCAUCAACAGAGAUUAUUUCUGUGUUCUUGGUAGGUGGAUGCCACUAGCAAGGAACAUGUUCAACUCCUUCCCCCGUUUUCAACAGAUUUCUCUGAAAGUAUGAGCAUACGAGGCUACCAUAGAAUGUUGGUCCACCUAGCCCAAUGCUAUUGACUCUGACUGGCAGCAAAACUUCCAACAUCUCAGCUUCAUUCCUUUUCAAAGAUUUUAUUC
Messenger RNA from Elgaria multicarinata webbii, 2280 nucleotides. RefSeq names its product ras-related and estrogen-regulated growth inhibitor-like. The coding region runs from base 71 to 784 and encodes 237 amino acids. The transcript is spliced from 4 exons. The record is from RefSeq and is a predicted model, not a curated record. Gene Ontology annotation, molecular function: GTP binding; GTPase activity. Lineage: Eukaryota; Metazoa; Chordata; Lepidosauria; Squamata; Anguidae.